Molecule: messenger RNA, 3746 nt
Organism: Micropterus dolomieu (smallmouth bass)
Lineage: Eukaryota; Metazoa; Chordata; Actinopteri; Centrarchiformes; Centrarchidae
Gene: ube2j1
Product: ubiquitin-conjugating enzyme E2, J1
Exons: 8
Coding region: 312-1277 (321 amino acids)
Source: RefSeq, a predicted model, not a curated record
CACUUCCUGUUUACGUUUCCACAUCAACAGUUUCAAAACCGAAACAGAAUAACUUGACACACAACUUCAUGUUCUUGUGACGGCUGGAUUCAAAUAUAUUCCAUCUUAGAUACAUACCGAAUCUCCGGGUAUACUGGACGACCUACGGUUUCAGCUGUCCUGCUCAUAACUUACUUUAGGACCGAAGUAACGUUAAGCUAGCCGGGCUGCUACGUGAAGCUAACGUUUAAUAGGUAGCUUGAAGCUAGCUAGCGAGUUAGCAACAAGAAUUUAACAACACUUCGUCACCAGAGUGAUCAACGUCUGUCAGUAUGGAGAAUAAAUAUAACCUGAAGAGUCCAGCGGUGAAGAGGCUCAUGAAAGAGGCUGCUGAGCUGAGGGAUCCCACAGAGCACUACCAUGCGCAGCCACUGGAAGAUAACCUCUUUGAAUGGCACUUCUCUGUACGCGGGCCCCCAGAUUCCGAUUUUGAUGGCGGAGUUUACCACGGCAGGAUCGUGCUUCCCCCAGAGUACCCCAUGAAGCCCCCCAGCAUCAUCCUCCUCACACCAAAUGGAAGAUUCGAAGUUGGGAAGAAGAUUUGUCUGAGCAUCUCUGGGCAUCAUCCAGAGACCUGGCAGCCCUCUUGGAGCAUCCGAACCGCCCUAAUAGCUAUAAUCGGAUUCAUGCCAACAAAAGGAGAGGGAGCAAUAGGAUCUCUUGAUUAUACCCCAGAAGAGAGGAGGGCCCUUGCCAAAAAGUCUCAGGACUUCUGCUGUGAGACGUGUGGCUGUUCCAUGCGCUCUGCCCUCCUGGCUCUGACCCCAAACAGCAACCCCAGCGCAGAGGACUACAAGGCUAAAGAACUGGCUCAGCAAAUUAACUUCAAGGCAGAGUCCAGUUUAUCCAGAGAGGCAAGUGAGAGCGGAGGUGCAGAAAGUGAGCCUUCCAUACUGACCCAGGGAGACGCCUCCACAUCUGCAGACCAGGUAGCUGCUGAUGAGCCCCAGGCUGAACAGGCAGAGGCAUCUCCAGCCACUGGAGUAGAGGGACCCCAGCCCUGUGGUCGCCCUCUCAGCCCCCGGCAGCGUCGCGCCCAGCAGCACAUCCAGCAGGGCCAGAGAGACGGCAGAGAUCCAGCCAGCAGGGCAGCCUUCACCCUGGCACCUCGCCAACCUCAGGAUGAAAGCCAUGCAGGCUCGGCAGUCCUCAUUGUGGUACUCACUCUGGCCCUGGCCGCACUCAUCUUCCGCAGGAUCUACUUGGCUCAUGAGUACAAGUUUGACUUCGAGCUGUGACACCCCCCACUCCACCCUCGAGUCAACCCCUCCUGCUACCACCCUAACAGAACUGUGACCCACUGAAGUGGAGCCAGAGCCGAGGCAGUGGCUGACGCUGACAUUCUGCCCUCCCUGCCCGUCAGAAGAGGGUUUAGUCUUCACUGAGGGGAAACUUUCAUUCCUGUAGAGGAGACGCUACACUCACCACAACACCUCCAGGGUGUCUUUUAAUUAAUGUGAAUUUUACUCUCCAGGGUGUUCUGCAUUUUUAAGAAGCUUUGUGAUCAGUUCAGCAACCACACACACCACAUGUCCCCUUUCAUAUAAUUGUUGUAUAUCCUAGGGCUGCUUCUUGUUCUCAUUAUUUAAUUAAAACUGUAAUAUGAAAUGUCCACAACAUGAAAUGAUGGGGGAUUUUUGUCUCAAGGUAAUUAUUUAAUCAUGGAAGGAUCUGCACAGAGUGUGCUAUGUGCUAUGACUUGUGCUUUCAUUUCCUGUUAGGUCAGUGACACCAUACAUGGCUCUGUUUCAAUGGUGGAAGUGCAACAUGGGAUAUAGCAACAUUGUGCAUUUCAAGAAUAAAACAUAAAAUGCCACUGUAGUUGAGAAAGUUGGAAAGGAGAUGAUGCGCAGGAUUGAUAAGCCGUGACACAUAAACAGGCAGGGUUAUAAGUGACUAGUCUGACAGAGGUGUUGCGGCACACAAAUGGCGUCCUGCUGCCUUCAGAUGCCUGCAGGGAUUUAAUGAACAGAAGCUUUAUAGUAAAUAAUAGUUGUGAACAACAGAUAUUGUAAGAAUUACAUAUAUUAAAUUCAAUUCAGUUUCAAUCAACGCAGACUGCUUUAACGGCAUUUGUGUGUUACACCAUGUUCUGUGGCCACUGUAAUGAGUCACUGCAGGGUGAUGUUGCGGAGAUGUAGUUAGUAGUCACAAUUUCUGACACCAGCCAUCAGAAACUGUGACCCUAGUGUAGCUAGGAAUAAAAAUGUUCAUUCAAAUAUUGUCAGUUUGUAUAAAAAGGUGGGCAAAAGGCCUGAAGAGUCAGAAGCAUAACAGGUCACGUCACGCCAUGAGAAAAUGUGACCCUACUGUACCAGGAAAUCAAACAAAAAUAUUCUGCAUCCAAAUAUUGUAAGGUACUUGCCCGUUCUCUCACCCCUUUUAAAGACAGAAUAACAUUAAUAUAAGAAGUGAUCUACACAAGACCUCUGUAGAGCUAGAGGCUGUAGCAUAACACACACCAUGCUCUGUCAAGUUGCAUUUUGGGUUGAUUUGUGCUAAGUACUAGGUUUUGACAAGGAAGAGGAAUGUGUGGAAUAAAAGACUAUAUCUCUCGUUCUUCUGCAUCAAAUUGGAUCCUUUUUGUUUUAAAACUAUCCAUUGUGAGUCUGACAGUGUUAUAGGAGUGUAAUGAUAAGGUUGUCACAGAAUACGGUGUAACACCUGCUAUAAUCACAUUAAACUUUCAUUUUAGAGGCACUUUAAAUGCAUCUACUGGUUGGAGAGAAAUUGUUUAUUUAAAGUUUUAAGUAUUGUUUCAUAAUUGUUAGAAAGUUGCCCUAUUUAGUUUGCUCUUGUUGACAAAAUCACCACAAAGACCCUGUUACUACAAUUUCUGCUUUCUGCAGCCUCAUUUAAAUUAUACUCCCACCUGCGCUGCACCCAACAACACCAGAGUACAAAGAGAAGGUUGAGGUCAGGAACAUACCGAACAGUCUGUUUGCAGCUUCCACUGGUCAUUGUGCCUCCAGUCCACUGAAACAGAGCCCAUAGUGUUAACAUUCUCAGCAGUCCUGUGAAGGGAAUGAGUUGACUGAUCCAUAAUUACGAAAAAGAGUACACAGAACUGUACUCCAUGACAUCUUUUUUUGCACCAGCAAAUCUAUAGGUUCAGCCAACUGGAUGCUUACUUUCAACACAAGUAUGACUCAUUGGGUUCUUAAUCUGAUUUUGCUUUCACAUAGAUUUUAUUUAUUUCAUUUAAAUCAGGAAGUAAUUUUCUGUGGACACUGUAAUCCUAUUAAUUUGUAUCUUCCCCCCUCACUCCCUGUUUCCCAUAUUUUUCUUGGUAUUCAUAUCAUGUCUCUGCAUUAAUCUCUAGUUUGGCUUGCAUUCUCUGCUGUAUGCAGACUGUCAUUUUUCCCCUGCUUGUAUACUUUGUUUAGUGGUUUAUCACUCUGAUGAGAUUCAGAGGAACUGGGAAGCAAUUAAAUUUACUAUUUGCACAUUGUAGCUGACAGAUUUGUGACUUGGCAGCAUACAAAUAUGUCAGUGGUAGCUGCAGCAGUCUACCUGUUGAGAACAAAUCUGUCUCAGUAGUUUUUCUUUAAUUUGCACAACAUCUUAUACCUGUAUAUGUUCAGGUAUUACUUGUAUUCUCUAUGAAUAUGCAUAUUCCCCUAAUCUUUCCAUGUCUGCCUCUUCAGUUAUUGUGCCCAAUGCUGGUUAACUGGGAUAUAAACAGAAAAUAAAUCUCUUUAAUGAAA